AUGGCGCGCUCAGCGCCGGUUUGGGCCGUGCGUGCGAAGCUUCUUGCGAAGCUGCAGCCAUUUGUACCUCACGGACCUUCAGCUGGCAAGGCUCCUUCUAAACUGUUGCCGGAGAUCUACCACCAUGCCCGUGGGCUUUCACCAUCAGAACUUCGCCUGGUGCUGUGCGCAUAUUCUGGGCAUUCGAACCCCAGGCAUGUGACCAACACCACUGAUAGCUCAAUAUCUCUGCAGCAGAUCCAGGAUCUCCUGGUGCAACUCCUUGUGGGAGGCUCUCGCCUGGGCACAGCAUCGCAACUCUUGGAAUCUGCAGAGGCAAUUGCAAGCUUCGCCCCGUGUCAUUGCCGCCCAGCUGUAGAGUUCUGGCCUGCCUUUGCAGAACGGGUCUCGCGGCUGGUGGCUUCCCAGAGUUUGGAUGGUCCUACCAUGGCCCGUGUGUUCGCAGCUUGUUCCCAGUGGAAACAGAAGUGUCAUGAAGACGUGAACUGGGGCCACAUGAUCAGAACAGUUGGAGGGCACCUUGCCGAGCCCCAGCAGUUGGAUGCACUUCAAUUGCCAGAGGUAGUGGCUUUGGCAAGAGAUGCUGCUCACCUUGGAGAACCUCAAGUUAGGCUUGCUGCAGCUAUUGGCCAUCGCGUCGGCGGUCCUGGUCUAUCCUCGAAGCUAAAGGAGAGAGCCAGCGACCUUUCUUCACAGGAUGUAAUCGACCUCAUUGGUGCAGUUGGCCGCUUGGGUGGUAAACUGCACAUGAUGACACGAGCUUUGGCUGACCUCUUGGAACCCAGAGCAUCAUCGCUUCCAAACAAGUCGUUGGUCCAACUUUGCUCUCACCUUGGUGGACUGAACAUGUUUCCGCAACGCCUGGUUGCUGCAAUGGACGUGGUGCUGUCUCAGCGGAUGCAAGCCCUUCAGUUCUCAUUGAUGGAGCGCUUGAAGCUUUUGCAAGCAUUUGGACGACUCCGUUGGCGUUCACCCUCUGUCCUAUCCCCUUUGCUUGAGAGUUUGCCCCAUGACUCGGAGCUUGAUGGCAUCAACGUAGCUGCUUUGGGAGGAAUCCUGUAUGAGCUGUACAGGCUGGAUGUGUGGGAUGAAGACGUGGCUGUCGCAGUCUGUUCGAGGCUGCGCACUAUGCUGCUUCCGACAGCUUCCAACACUGAGGCAUCUCAAGUGGUCCCUCUUCCAUGCAAAACCGCAGCCAAUGUAUUGCUAGCACUGAGCUAUUUUGCACUCCCGGAGAAGGAGCUUCAGCAACGACUCUUACAGGAGCUUCUCCGAUCCAAGAGGAUACCUCAGGAGGCACUUUAUCAGCUGAAGACAUUCGAGAUGGCAAUACGUCUCGGCCAUGCGGCGGUGACUCUGCAAGACCUUGGUGGCCUUGCUGCGCGAUGGCUCUUCAGCAUCAGGAGUGCUACGGGAGUACCCGAGUCCCGAGUCGAAUCUGCUUUUGCAGAUGAGGUCUCCCAGGUAGCCAGAAACAUCUCCUGGCAUCAUCAAGCGGAAGUGGAAGUUGGGCCGUAUUUGCUAGACUUCGCGGCAGUAAGCAGAAGUGAAGUUGAAGAGGAACCUCAGGGAUGGGAUGAUUCGAAACCUGGGCGAUCGCUUGCGCGAUUCUGUGUUGCUGUGGAGGCUGAUGGCCCAAGUCACUUCUACAGGCCUCAUGGAGCUCCUUGGCAUUGGACAUCCACUUCCAAGCUGCGCCACCGCUUGCUAUCAGCUAUGAGAAUCCGUGUGGCCCACGUUCCAUUCUACGAUUGGUUGCAGCUGGAAGGACUAGCUCAGAAAGAAGCCUACCUUACGGAGCUUCUACUGAAAGCUCACAGCACUGAGUUUGCGUCCCUCAGCAUUGAUAAAGAAACAGGAGGAAAGGCAGCUUCAUUCAAAGACGAAUAUUGGCAAGAUCGCAAACGUCCGAGAAAAUUGUCAGUUCUGCAAGAGCACCUUGAGCAACGACCUCUUUGUGGUUUCCCUGGCACUGGACGGUCUUGUGAAAUGGAAAGAACAGCUUGCGAGAUCAGAUGCGAUCAGCACAAGAUGGAGAUCCUCGAGUCCACAAAGUGCUCACGACGCGUUUGCGCAGAACACAUUGGUGGCCGACUGUUCUCCGAAGCCUUUCAGUGGAUUGACACCUGGCUGGAUGAACUCAAGGACCUGAUAAAGAAAGAGGCUGGUGCUCAGGUCACAGCCUCAGGUCGACCAGGUCGACCAGGCAGAGACAAAGCAAAAGAGGGUGGACGAGCAUAUGCGAUGCAUCACACCUUCAACUUGCAGGAGGGCCUUGACAUACCAGAGCCUGAGCUGUUUGAAAUCUACCAUCGACAUCGCAGACACCUUGUUGUCUGGUUCGAGAAUCGAAUGGAGAAGAAAGAGUACAAGAGCUUCAAUUCUGUCCUCCAGACGGUGCAUGAGCAAUUCUCUGCUCUUGAUGCAGCAAGCUCCAUCGACACCGCCGAGUUUGAAUGGGGUUCCAUCGGAGGGGAUGUUCACAAUGCUGGUCGCUAUUGCGUUGUUGGCCGAAAGCGCUCUGAAGCAGAACGUGGGGAGAUCACGAGUGUCACUGAGGACAAGUCAGGUGCGACUUGGGUGGAGCUCAAUGUGCAGCUACUUCAAGUCACAGUUCGAGGACGAUACGUCACACCACUUGAGGAGGAGACCUCUGGACAUUCAGAUUUCAGAGACAUUCUACGGCUACGAGGACGCGAGGCCAAGACAGUUCAGUGUGCAGCCUUGCUUUCCACCGACCUUGUGAAGGUCAGGGAGUUGCUGUCUUUCCCAUUCAGGACGCUCCAUUGGACGGAGCGACCAAGCAAUGCCCUUCCAGUGUUGACUGACGCGGACCGGAUCUAUGAUGUGGAGGACUUGGAUGCAUCGGAGGGCUUCAUUGCUGAGCUGUUUGAGCCGGUACGUCGCCAAUUCUUUGCGCAGCCUGUGGUGCCCCAGGACAUUCUGUUCUUCCUCCAAGAAGAAAUCCCAGAGGGAGCUGCUGUAGCAGUUCUGACGGGAGUUCAUCCCAGGAUUCGCGGGCGAGUGUGGAAAGAGGUCUUGGUGUUCCGUGAACUGCGAGUGGUUCACAUCUAUGGCAUCCUGAACUAUGGAGGGCAGUGCUAUCGCCGGUUGGAGUAUACUACGAACUGCAAGUACGCGCUGUCAGGCUUGCAGCCAGCUUUCCAGAAUCGGCCAUCACCAUGGCCAGAAUGGGGACGCCACCAGGCAGGCAAGCCUGAGACAGAGCCCAAAAACUUCCCAGCAAGCGUCGUGCUCUCCAGAACUCUCGUGCGCCGACCUCCGAACAAAGGAUGUGGUGAAGACGGGCGGGAGCCACUUGACGAUCCUGAUCAAUGGUCAGACGGAGAUGUCAGCGAGGAGGAGGAUGAUGAAGGUGAGCGCACUGUCUGGGAGCGAGCUCAACGUGAAGGGGAGCAGUAUCUUCCUCAGCGAGUGCUGGAGGGACUUCUUCCUGAAGCACUUUUGAAGACAUAUCGAUUUUACCAGACAAAUUCAUGGCCGCAUCGCGUGAUCCACGGCUACAAGUUGAACGAGCAGAAAGAGGAAGAAGAAGAAUCUGGGACUCCGCAACAUUUUGUGGAGGUUCGGCUUGUGAAGAGUGCAUCAGUUAUCCCAACAAGGACUCGAGGUUGGCAAGCAACUGUUGCACUGCAUUGUCCUGGCCGACCAACGUACUACUUGCUGAACUUGCUCUACGCUUCGGAGGGCACGCCCUUGCACUCGUUGGCCCGCACUCUCACCCGCUUUGAGGUGCAGCUGCAAUUCUUCUUAGGGCUGACCUUGCUGCUCUCGGCAAGCUCAAGCCCAAUCACCAAGGUUCUGGAGCUCCUGGGAGACAUGCAGGCAAAAGUAAAGAAAGAAGCCUCUGAAGCAGAAGAAACUGUAAAGGAACAAGAUCUGUUUUGCGAGCGAAGAGCUAGCGAUCUAGGCUAUUCUAUCCAGACAAACAAGAAUGCCAAAGAGGAGCUAGAAGCAAGGAUUUCAAAAGCGGAAGGGAAGAUAGAGACUGUUGGAGAAAGCGUAGAGGAAGCUCUUUCUGGAAUCCAAGCCAAUGAGGCUAAUCUGGAGUCAGCUACGAAUCUGCGCAGUAAGGAGAAGGCUCAAUUUGUAGCGGCGCAGAAGGACUUGAUGGACACCAUGGAAUCUAUGAAGAAAGCGGUCAGAGUGUUGGAGAGUGAGGCAGCAAAGGGGACUGGAGCAUCUGCAUCACUGCUGCAGGUGCAGAAGGCACCCGACGUGCUGGCUGCAAUCGAUGCUAUGGUUUCCAGCGCAAUGAUCGGUGCAGCUGAUGCAGAUGGCCUCACGGCUUUCAUGCAAAGCUCCGAAGAGGCAUCCGACAUUCAAGCGCCACCAGUCUACGAGAGCAAGAGUGGCAGCAUUGUUGAGAUGCUGGAAGACCUUCAGGACAAGGCCAACUCUGAACUGAACGAGCUUCGAGCCAAGGAGGAGUCUGCUCGUCAUGCUUUUGAGAUGUUGCAGCAGUCCCUUCAAGAUCAGAUUGAGUUCGCCAAGGACGAGGUGUCAAAGUUGAAGACUGGGCUGUCCCAGACCCAGGUGGGCAAAAAAGCAGACGAAAAAGAUCUUCAGGAGGCUGAAGACAAUCUGGUGGCUGAUAAGAAGGAGCUUGACGACUUGGUCGUCGAAUGUCGGAGGAAAAAGGACAAUUAUAUGAUGGAGAAGAAAAAUCUGGCAGAAGAGCUUGAAGCUCUUGACACUGCUAAGGCUGCCUUGGUGGAGAAGACCGGUGGCGAUGAAGCUGUCUCUUUCUUGCAGGUGAUUUCAUCCAAUGGUGCCCAUGUGGAUCAGACGGUCGUGACGACGCUCCAAGAAGCUGCAAAAAGGACGAAGUCCACAUCUUUGGCUCUCUUGUCCCGUCGGAUUCGUAGUGUCAUUCGAUCAGACUUGACAUCUGGUGCUGACGCCUUCAAAAAGAUUAAAACAAUGAUUUCAGACAUGAUUGAAAAUAUGCAGGAGGAAAUCCGUAAGGCUGCAGAUAAGAAGGCCUAUUGCGAUGCUGAACUCGCAAAGGCAAAGGCCAAACAAGAGGGAAAGCAGGACGAAUUGGAAGACUUGCAGACAAAGAUUGACGCUGCUGGGUCAAAAUCUGCAACGCUCAAGGCAGAGGCCUCUGAAUUGCAAAAAGCUUUGACAAUUCUGGCAGAAACGGAGGUCAACAUGACCCAGCUGCGAGCAAAAGAGAAAGCACAGUUUGAAAAGACAGUUCCGGAGGUGAAGGAAAGCCUUGACGGCGUCAAAAUGGCUUUGAAAGUUCUGCGUGAGUUCUAUGGGGGCAUGAAGACCAAACCGAGCGAAAAUGCAGGCACUGCAACAGGGGUCAUCGGUAUGCUGGAGGUGGUUGAAUCCGACUUUGCGAAGAAUCUCGCACAGAUGCGAGUGACUGAAGCGACAGCGGAGGGUGACUUCCAGCAAGCUAUGCAGGACAUGAAGCUGGAGAAGGCCCGCAAAGAGAAAGAUAUGCAGUACAAAAUCCAGGGAGCGCGGCGCUUGGAAGCGGAUCUUCAAGAGCUCCAGUCAGACUCCGAGAAUGCUCAGACAGAGCUGUCUGCCAUCGAGGAGUUCAACAAUGGUCUCACAGCUGAGUGCAGUGUUCCUCCAGAGAGCUUCAAGGACAAGCAGGCGAAGAGACAAGAAGAAAUCGAGGGAUUGAAAAAUGCCUUGGAAGCAUUGGAUGCACAGGGCAGCGUUAGCCUCAUGCAGUCCCAGAGGAAGUUCAGAUGGUUGAGGGGUAGCAGACAUGCUGCAGACACCCUCGACCGUGAUUGUGUGGAUCCACAGUCCUCCAAGUCCAAACCGUCCAUCGACCUCGUGGAACUCCCACGACUGGCAGUGAACUUCAAGAGCAUGCACAAAGAUGGUGAGCUCCGGCUCUAUUGCGUGGAUCAUGGGGAUCUGUUUCUGCCAAAUGGACCACCAAAUGCUCUUCGAAGUGAAGCUGCUCGAUUGCUGUCGCCUUUACCACAUGCCUUGCUGCUGCAGACGGAAAACUCAGAAUUUCACGUGCUGUGCCCCAAUGUCAGGGUGUUCAGGCCCAUUAUUGAUUCCGAUCCAUUUUCGACCGAACUUGUCUUUGCCCGAGCCGACUUCAAGUGGAACAAGAAUGCACGCAACAAGAGCUUUCUGUAUCCAGUACAUCCGACUUUGUCCUUCUUGCAGACGCCAACGCAAAACUCUGCCCUGUACUUGUUGUUGCUGCAGUGGCUACAUCGCAAUCACGGCGAAGCGGCAGCCUUGGUAAACAGCAUCGCCACUGACGAUCGCUUGGAUGCUGGAGAAGCGCAGAUCUUCGAGCAGUUGGGAAUCAUUGGCGAUGCAGAUGCGGACACCUGCGCGAUUCGGCUUCAGAUCACUCUCGCAAUGUCCAAUGCCCCGGGAUUGGAGUGGCCAUGGGAGAACUGCAAAGAGGUGCAGGGCUACCUGAAGAAGCUAUCGCACGUCUCUGCUCGCUGCCGGCUUUCUCUGGCAGAAGAAAUUCGAGUGCUUCGCAUUUGCUCUGAUGAGCGCAAACGGAGGGAAUUGGUGCGGGCAGAGGUGAAGGCCAUGAAAAGGCAGUUCUGGGGCUACUAUGGCAAAGUAAAGCUUCAGCGGUACCACAAGAUACUGACAGACGCUGUGGCAGCUUUGGAGGCAACUGCUCAAGACCAUCGAGAACUGCAAGAUUGGCUGAAGCACAUCAGAAAGAAGGUUCGAGCUGCUCAGUUGCCGGGAGGACGUGAGGAAGUCAAGGAGGUCUUGACCCAAGUCCUGGGUGGCUGGGACAAGGAGGAUCCAAUGACAUCUUUGGUGCUCGAAAACCGGGAGAAGUACAUAGCCGCGCUGCAGGACUCCACACAACGACCUUUCAUUGUCCCUUGCCCAGAGAGGCCCAAAGAGUCGAAAUGGCAAUGUCACCUGGACCAGAAUGUGUUGAUGUGCUCCUUGUUUGACCUUCUCUUUGAAGUCCUGGGUGCCGAGUUAUUGCUACGAGAAGAUGUCGGAGAAGACUCUGAAGGGCCUGAAAUUCCAUUGAUGAGACGCAUGUCCCUUCCGAUGGCCAUGGAGCAUGCAAAGAAGAUGGUCAAUGGGGAGUGCCAGAUUUCAGACACAGGCACCUAUGCUUUGCUCUACUCUGUCUUCACACGCAGCGUUGCUGUGAAACUUGGACGUGCCAAAGAAGUGAAUUAUCAGCACCAGCACUCCUUUGGAGAACUCCUGCUGCAGUUGACUCCUGGAGCCCGCAACCACGGCAUCCUCAAUUCGGUGCUGCACAUCCUUGCUUUGAACCCAGAGACUGCGGCAGCGAUGCCUCAGCUUACAAAGCCGAAGAAGGUGCGACUGGUCAAGCAAUGGAAGGCAAAAUUGAGUCAAAUCCAAAAGAGCUUGCUGGAUGCAGCGUAUGGGUUGCAGCUCCAAUGGCCUCCUCAUCCCAAGGACUUCGGAGAACUGCCGGUUCCAGUACAUUGUGAAGUUGCAAACAUCUACAUGGAACUCCCACCAAGCACAAUUGGAGGCCUGAACCCUCAGCGCCUCUUCAACUUGCGUGGUGGUUGGGCAGCUCUCGGUCGAAGGCCUGUCAAUGUGGGUCUGGGCUGCAGCUGGAGGCCUUUGCGAGCAUCAAAACUACACACGGUCAGUGCAGCUGAUUUGGAUGCUUUUGCAUCACGACCAUUGCACGCAUUGGUGGAAAAGCACAUUCGCUUCGACGAUCCAGCAGAAGAGGCUGAUGCGAACAUGCCCUUCACUCUUGAUGCACAUCCAGCCAUGCAGCAUGCAGUUGCCAAAGCAAUGAUGGGUCGGCUGGCCAAAGAGAUGCGCAACUAUGCUGCGAUGCACAAUAAACAGAAGCUUCCAAAGCUUGUCCACAUGGACAUUGACGGCAUCGUGGCGGGGAAGAAAGAGUUGCUGGAGAAGGCACUGGCGCAGCUGCGCGAUCUCUUUGCAAGCCUCCAGGCCUUGAAGGUCGAGGACGAAAGCUUCGUUAGUGCCACCAUCGAGCACCUUCUGCGUGCGGUGGAUGCUUGCAGCACGACGGAUGAGAUCAAAGACCACGCAGUGGAACGACAGCACUUCUGGCUUCUUCGAUACGCUGGCCAUGAGACAGAGAUGUGGUUCCAACUGCUUUGCCGAACCCUGCUCAGUCCUGACUGCAUCACGGACUUCAAACGAUUCAAUCCCUUCCUGACUGAGGAGGAAAUUCACGAGCUGCUCGCCGCUCUGUCACAGAUGAUGCUGGUGACCUCCCGAAGACAGCAAGUUUGCAGAGCCAUGGACCACUGCAGGAACUUGCUGAACUUGUUGGAACGUGACAACGCUUCCAGCUCCGCUCUGGCCUUGAAAGCUGGACUCACAGAGAAGAGCUCCUUGCUGUCCAGCACAAUUGCCGCAGAAAGAAUUUACAUUUCAGACAAAGACGGUGAGAGAGGCUUUGACCCGCGCUUCCUGCUCUUUGAGUUCAUUUCAGGUUUUCUCCUGCGACCAAGACAGGUGGAGAUGGUCCGCGAGUUCCUGGAUAUCAUCGAGUCCAACAACAGCGCAGUGAAGCAAAUGAUCAUGGGUCAAGGAAAGACGACGGUGGUGACACCCCUUUUGUCGUUUGUGCUUGCGGAUGCUGAGAGACUGGUGGUCAUUGUUGUGCCUCACGCACUUCUUGAAUUCUCCCGGUCGGUACUUCAGGGUACCUUUGCCUCGGUUGUCCAAAAGCAGGUGUCCACAUUCAAAUGCGAUCGUGCUGUUGACAUUGACUUCAAUUUCUCACUGACCGUGGAUGCUGUCAGACAACAGGGAGAUCUGAUUGUCACAACACCAGGUGAUGUGAAGUCCUUGCUGCUGAGAUUCUUGGAGCAGCUUGAAGUCUCCAGUGAUAGGAGAUCCAAAAAGAACACCCCACAGCUCCGCCGCGAGACUCUCGAGAUGGGCAAAGUAUUGCAGAUGCUCCGGAAUCAGAGCGUCUGCAUGCUAGAUGAGGUUGAUCUCAUUUUGCAUCCUCUCAAGUCCGAACUCAACUUUCCAACUGGACCCAAGAGUCUGAUUCACCAUGCGCCUGAGCGAUGGCGUUUGCCGCUUCAUGUCCUGGACGGCUUCUUUGCGGCAGAAGAUGCUGCACGGACUCCGGCUCAGCUGAAAGAGUCUCACGCAGCACGGCAAAUUCUGCAGACCCUCUCGGAGGUUGUGCGUCAUGGGACAGAGCGCAAACUAUUGCAGAAAAAUCCCCACUUGGUCCUACUGUCAGAAGAUUUCUUUCAUGAUGAGAUGAAGCCGAUCCUGUGCCAGUGGAUGUGUCUUUGGUUGACCAUCGAACAUGUAGGCCGGGUCUUUGAAGAAGGCUUUUCUCCCAGCGACCGUGGGUUGUCAGAAGAAGAGAUCACAGCUUACCUGAUGACUCGCACAAGUCCUGUAGACGUCAAGAUGACUGGGACCGAGAAAGAGUGGCAACAAUGGGCCUCAGAGACGAAAUGGCUGCAGGACCUGCUAGCUGCAGGAAAGGGCAGUGCAGAGGGUGACUUCAAUCCGCACUUCGUGUCAGAUGAUCAGCGCGGCAUCGCUUUGCCGUCUGAGUACAAGGCAUCCAUUGUGGAAAACGGCAACAAAGCCAAGACUUUGGUGAGAUUCCGUGAGACAGCAGCAGCGCUGCAAAAAAGACUUGAACGUGUGGAUAGGCUUCCAACCAAAGAUGUCCAGACCCUGAACCUCGGUGGUGAAUGGCUCGCAACCUUCCUGCCGCACUGCUUGCAGAAGAUCGACAGAGUCACAUUUGGCAUCAUGACCGAUGAGCAGGUGAAAGCAGCUUUGGCCGAGCAGCCCCUUAUGCCACUCACUAGGUCGAAGCUGGCGAUUCCGUUUGUGGGCAAGGACGUUCCUUCGCAGAGCUCCGAAUUUGCGCAUCCUGACAUCGUGCUUGGCCUGACCUCUUUUGCGUAUCGCUACGAAGGUCUACGUCGUUCUGACUUUGAUGAGGUAAUGUCAGCUCUGGCAGAUCGCUUGGAGAAUGAAGGAGGUGGUUCUCAGCUGGAAAGACCCACAGCUCUUCGCUGGAAGGCCUGGGUUGAAGAAGCCGGUGCUGUCUUCUGCGUAAAGCAACGUGAGAUGGAUGAGAGGCAGACCGCAGAGGAAUCUGGAGAGGAUCCCCGUGCCGACAAAAGACCUCGAGUCCUUCCGCUUCACUUGUUGGAGAAGACAAAUGCUCCACAGAUGCAACGCCUUUUUGAGCUCUUCCGCAGGCUCCCGUCGGCAAUCCAUUUCUACUUGGAAACCAUCAUUUUCCCAAAUUUCAUGCGAUUUCAAGAACAGAAGUUCUCUGCUUCUGGUCAAGAAAUGGGUGGUUCCAUCCUGUUCAAGCAGAGGCUGGGCUUUUCUGGCACACCAUCUGAGCUCAUGCCACGAGAGCUCGGGCAGUGUGAGUAUGAGCCUGGCAGUGAGGGCGAGGUGGUCAGCACCCUCACUUCGCCCUCCAUCGUGUCUUUCAAAACUCUGAGCUCCGACUGGACAGUGGAGGCUUUGUUGGAUGCAGUUGCUGAAGCAGCGUGUCGUGGAGAGUGCCAAGCUUUGAUCGACACAGGCGCACUGGUGACCGGCUUGACAAACAAGGAAGUUGCGGAGCACCUUCUUGGCCUAAAGAAGCGCACGGACGGGACAAUGCCCGUGACGUUGCCAGAGUGGAUCGAGGGCGUGGUAUUUAUCGAGGAGGAUGGAGCCAAGCGCAUCUUGAAUCGCCAGUCUCGGGAGGUUGGCAAGCUUGCUGACAGCGGUGUUCCUAUAUCAGCAAGGUUCUGCUUUUACGAUCAGAUUCACACCACAGGCAUGGACAUCCAACAUCGCCUGGAUGCAGUCGCAGCCCUCACUCUUGGCAAAGACAUGGUAUGGCGCGAUUUUGCUCAGGGUGCAUACAGGAUGCGAGGAAUUGGUCGCGGACAGAGCAUUUGCCUGUACAUCAUCCCAGAGAUCGAAGAGCUCAUUUCCCGCGAUAUGGGACUUGCAAGUCUACCGCAGCUGCCCAAAUUCUCAAGCCUGGGCAGCCGGCACAAGGGUGUUUUGGAUGCAGUGGCUUGUUGGUUGCUGUGCCAGUCCAUGCGGACUGAAAAGGUGCAAUAUGCCAUGCUCCAGCUGCAAAAUCUUGCAAACAUUUGGAGAAGGAGCUCUCUGACGGUGGUCAUGGAAGAUUACGAGGCCAUGGCAGGAAUGAAGCCAGACACGCUUGCGAGAGUCCAGGUGUACAAGGAACCCAUUGAUUUCAAGGUCCCUUCAAAAGUUCCGCACAUGGACUCCAUCGGUGCUGCCGCAGAGCGAAGGAUUGCUGAUGCGCAACGCUUUGUCCAAGAUGCUGACAGGCCAGAACUGGAAGAGAUCCGAGGAAAUAUGCUCAGACUAGCAGAGGCUGGUGGAGAAACACACGAAACUGAGGGAGAGCGAGGACUUGAGACUGAGCAACAGCGGGAACAGGAGCAAGAGCGGCAGCAGGAGGUGGAGGAAGAAAAUCAAAGAGAGCAGGAGAUCCAAAUUGAGAAGUUUGUUGACUUGAUGCAUUGUCGCGAUCACGAGGAGCCUGUUCCAUGGGACGUAGACACCCUAGCUGUGGAGGAGGAGAAGAACCUGCCAAAACAAUUCUAUGAGGCAAGGGAUUUUUGCCUCUGGAAAAGGCAACCGCUGAAAUCACUUCCGGAAGAGUGUUUGCUCUCCAGAAACUGGUUUGACCCCCAAUGGAGUGGGUUUCGCAGAGUGAAGAAUGUCUACAUGCAGCUCGAAUGGGUUUCAGACAAGUCGCGACUUCGCCGGACUACGAAAGAGCUACAACUGACUCGUGUGGAGGAACACGAGAUGCAUAGAAAACUGCAUUUGAUCUGGGACUUGUUGAACCGGAAGGGAGCCGGAGAUUUUGAAAUCGCACCGAAGUGGAGGUAUAGAGGUGGACAUGCAGAAGACGCCCAAGGUUCUCCUGUGUCGCCAAGCUCGGCGCCCGUCGACUUUGAGCCGCCUGAGGGAGAGAUUGCUCAUAUGGAGAUCCUCAGGCUCUUGCAGGCAUCCUUUGACUGGGAUACUGCAUUCCACUCGGUCUCUUCAGCGAUGGCGGUGUUGAAAAGUGAAGGAGAUGGAGAGGCUUCAGCUGUCGCAAGAGCUGCAGAAGAUGAGAUAGGUCUCGGGUAUGUGGAUGCUAGCCGCCUGCUUCGUGCAGCCUACUUCCGACCUCGGGAUGAGGGACGCGGCUUCAUCAUUCUCUCACUCGCAGAGGCAGAAACACUGCGGCGAAUCAUGCAUUGCAGAGUUGGAAAACCCCUGCUUGCGCAGCAUCCAGAGACAAGUGUGGCAUUGCGCUGUGUCAUGUCCAACCACAUGAUGUUUGAUGAGUCUCUGGGUUUCGCAGCGGGACCAAAAUUUCAAACUUCCACAAUGCAACAAGUCGCGCGUUUUCUGGACUGCCAAACUUUCUACCGCGAACCUGAGCUAUCGGUGCUCCUUCGUGCACUGCAACAUGACCAGCCAUUUGGGCGGCGACGCUUCCUGGAGAGCUUGGGCAGCUGCAGGCGACGAGCCUUGGCCAACUGGCAGGAGCAACCCAUUUCAGCAGUCUUGCAGAGAAACUGGCUGGAGUUUGACCAAACUCUUUCUCGUUUGCGAGCUGUUCGCCUAAGAGACGCCAUUGAGGGGCAAGGCUUGUCUGUCGAGGCAGCCUUUCAGAAGUAUGACGUGGACAAUUCUGGGCUAUUAGAGCCAAUGGAGUUUUGCCGCGCUUUGCAUGAUCUGGGAUUUGCCUUCACAGCAGAAGAAGUGGCAAAUUGGGUUGAAGCCAUUGACGAGAAUGGCGACUACUGCGUGGACAACCAAGAGUUCUUGGCCUUUGUGAAAACCCAAGUGAAUAACUUGCUGACCAGUGGAAUCUCAGGCCACAGCUCCCUACCAGAGUCCAUUGGACCUGCCAAAAAACCGCGUCAACCACAACCGGUGCAAGACAUUUCCAGCCAAAAGAAGCUGCUGAAGAGACAAACUAGUGAUGUCGUCACCGCUGCAGAGGUGGAGCAGGAAGUGCACUUGCGAAAAGCCCAGCAAAGAAAGGCAGAAGCCGAUGAAGAGCGCCUUAAGGCUGAGGAAGAGGAAGGGAUAGAGGUUCUCAUUGAGGAAGAGCUUGGCCAAAACCCUGAAAGUGGUGAAGGAUGGACAGAAUACAACUUUCAGGCCGCUCGUUUGCCCAAAGAGACCUACGCACUUGGCAUCGUUGAGCUGGUACCAGAACUGUACGGCUCCGCUGGGAAGAGCUUCUGCCUGCUUGAACCUGGAGCAGGUCUGGUGGUGAAAGAGCUGCAAUUGCGCGGCACUGCUGGAGGGCGGUUGAACUGCUUCUCCUUGACUUUGUGGUUCAGAGUGCCCAACUUGCCUUUGAAAGCUGACCGCUUGAUCUUUCUGGACUUCCCCAGGCAGAGCAACGACCCCCAGCAGUUCGACACACCAGAAGAGGAGCAGAACACUGGCAAAAUCUUCAUCUGGAAGAAUGGCAUAGUUGCCCCGGAAGGAUGCCAUGAGCCGCGGAUCCUGUCCAAGAAAAAGCGCCGAAAUCAGGCUUCUCGGGGUACCCCGGCAGCACUGGCCACUGGAGAGUGGCAACUUCGCUUUGUGAUACAGGCUCAUGGAAAAGUUCCAGCUGGCCUUCCGCGGCAAGUUUCUGCUGAUGCUGAAGCACCUCCAGAUUCAGAUGGCCAAGUAGGUGACAGUCCAGCAAACGCAAUAGGUGACAGUCCGGCAACGGCACAGGGUGCAGCUGCCAAUGCUGCUCGUGCUCUUUCUGCGGAAUCAUCCCAAGGAAAGGUGAACUACACUGUUCAAAUCACCUGUGACGCGAACAGUGGGGCUCUACGGGUUCGCCCUGCACGAGGGAAUCGCCUGGCUAAUGGAGGAUCAGGGGAAGAGAUUUUCACAGUGAUUGCACGUCUCACGGAAGAACGUCGUCGCUUGAUCAAGGAUGAACUGUUCGGAAGAGAAGGUGAUACCGACUUCAUCUCGAAAAGACUGUGGAAAAAGUACAUCAAGUCCUUGGUCAGUGGCCUGGGCAGGUCAUUUGAAUCCUUGGGAUUUCCUGGUGGCAAGCGUCAGUUCAAGGCCACAAUGACCCGCAAACUCCGGGAAACUGGAGAUGAAGCGAUAGUUGCAGUCAGGCAGACAGAAGAUGCUGCAGCUGCGAUAGCUGAUCAGCUUCGAGCCACUGGUGCAUUGGCACAAGAACCCGAAGCAAUGGAAGACAGGACAUUCUCCGGUGUGCCGAAGCUCUUCGACUUUGUGACGCUCAGCCCCGAUGCGCAGGACUCCUGGGGGCCGCUGCGAAACGGAGCGACUGGCGAAAUUGGCACGAUCGACAACUAUGGCGAAGCCUUGGUGUACAUCCCAAGUCGAAACGAGGUUCAGAACGUUCACUGGUAUAGUUUUCGAGAUAUUAUUUUGGCAACGAAGGGUGGCAAAGAGGUGGCUACAAUGACGACGGAGGAAUGGCAGCAAAUGCCCUCUGUCCGUGCAAACUACGUUGCCCUGGAGCCGCCUGGGCCACCUCCGAGUCCGAUUCGGCCAGGGAAUCAGUGGGCUGCUCGAGGUCGCCUCGAUGCUCGCAACUUGCAGCUGGAUUUGGAGGGUGAAGGCGGGCGGUCUGUUGCCUAUGCAGAUGCGAGCCUCGUGAUUGAGGAGGGCCAGGUGCCAGAACUCCAAGGCACGUGGCGAGCGGAAGAUGGAUCCCAUGGCACAUUCGAAGGACUGAAGGUCUGUCGCGACUCACGCAUGGGUGGAGUAUGGCGAUUUGAGAUCCAGGCUGGAGGAGACCCAAUUGAGCAUGCAUGGAAUGCCUGGCUCACUGCUCAUCCAGCUGACUGCGAGGGUGAUGCUCGAGCAUCUCAUUUGUUGAGAAUCACCGGAGCUGCAUUGGCUGGCCCUUUCAUGAGCGAGAAAGAAACUGUAGAGUGCCAUCCAACAAUCAUGGGAGAGUUCAAUUCGCUGACGAGGUCUCUUCAUGUCGAAAUGUCCACCGAAGGUGAGAAAUGGGACGGCAUGAUCUUCGAUGCGGAACUAGGAACUGAUGGUGCACUUCGUGGGACCUGGCAGAAAGGAGAACAGUCCGGACGUUGGAUUGCACGACACAUCGGGAAGAAGAACACUCAAAGCUGCUUCAAGCCUCAAGUUGAUGAAGGUGGCAAGUGGGACGCGAAGGCAUGUGUCGUCAAGACAAACCUCCAGAUGAUUUCCACCAGACCACAACCUGGGGACAAAGUCAAGCUUUCCAAGGCUUACAAGCAAUUUGAUGGCGAAGAUGGAUGCUUGAAGCCAGGUCAGAUUGGUACACUUGUGGAAGACGACCGCACCUCAUGUCCUUUCCUUGUUGAAGGGCCCAAUGGAAUGUCCCACUGGUACAACGAUGGAGCUCUUGUGGUGGUGAACAAAGAAGACAAAGAGCUCUUGACUCCACUUGGAGACAUGUUUGAAGGUGUUGCUUUGCUUCGUUUCCCAGUUCGUGAAGGGCUUUGGUAUGCAGAGUUGGAGGUGAGCAAACUUGGCAAGUCUCAGCCUUGCGUUGGAUGGGGGUUGCAGAAGAAAGGUUCUCCGAAAAUCAUUCGUAUAAUGGCCAUCGGUGGUAAAAGCGCUGUUAAGCUGGACAUGGGCGAAGGAGCCCCUCCCAGGAAAAAGGACAAAGAGUCCAAAGAUGGCGAGGGGAAAGGAAAUGGCGAUGAAAAUGCCGAGGAGGGAAAAGAUACUGAGGAAGCUGAGGAAGCCCCAAAAAAGGAAAGUGCCCCAGGUGAAGAAGGCGAGAAGGACGAAGGCGAGGGCGCUCAGGACCCAGCUGAUGAAGAAGGUGCCAGCAAUUUGGAGGAAGGAGAAGGAGGCAAACCACCUGAUGGUGAAGCAGAAGAAGCAAAAGAAGGUGGUGAGGAACGUGAAAAGGAAGAGGAAGGAGAAGCAGGAGGCAAGGAAGAAGAAGGAGAAGCAAAAGAAGAAGGAGAAGCAAAAGAAGAGGGAGAAGGAGAAGAGGGAGAAGGUGAAGGUGAAGAAAAAGGUGAAAAGAAAGAAGGUGAAGAUGGCGAGGACGAGGAAGAAUUCAGCGAAGAAGGGCAUUGGAAGUAUGGGGAGUCUUUUGGCGCUGCCUGGAAGGAAGGUGAUGUCAUUGGGAUUUUAUUUUCUGCCAAGGAUGGAGCCUGCAAAAUGUCUUUCUCCUUAAAUGGCUCAUUUGCUGCCCCGAUGGGAGAGGCCUUCUCCAUGGAUAUUGACGAGGACUCAGCAUUCUCGCUGGUUCUUGCUUCCGGUGAUGAAGGGGAAAUUCAAGUGAACUUUGGCCAACGUCUCUUCCAGACCACUCCCAAACUGGAAGAGGAUGGUGUGGUGCGUGGACUUGGAGAGGCAAUGAAGAUGCGGCCAGCUUGGAAAGUCCAGCUUCCUAAAGGGGUCAAGGCCUGGCCAGUCUUCGAAGAGCCAUCGAGAACUUCAAAGGGUCGCAAGCCAUUGGAGGACAAAGUUGAAGUUGACCAAUUACACUCUGCCUCUGACAACUGGGUACAGCUGAUGGAAGGCUGGGUGCAAACAAGAAUGCUGGUUGCUGGAACAGAGUAUGAAGGUCUCAAGUUGCGACCGCCUUGGAGUCCAGUAGAUCCGCCGCGAAAGAAAAAGGAAGCAAGAAAAAAGCGUCAACAGACCGUCUAUGCCACCUUUGACGCUGAGUUUUGUGAGACCCGCAACUGGCAGUUCACAGGCCCAAGCUCCAGCUGGAGUAAUGAUCUUGCAGUCGCUCAAGGGGGGCUUGCGGCUGAGUCUCGAGAACUGCACGGCAUUUUGUCCCGGUGGUCUCGACACGACGUGAUUAUCGCGCUGUGUGGCCUCAAAUCCGAAAGUGUCAGCGGAGGUGACGGCGGAGGGGAGCAGAAGCCUACAUGGCCUAUGUACAUGAAGUUUGUCGAGAUCAUUUGCGAUGUGGAUCGCAAAAAGGCUUCUUUCCAUGUCGGGAGCAAAAAGGACAACUUGCAAGAGGUGAAGACUCUUGAGCUACCUUAUGAUGAGGAAGUAAGGCUUGCGGUGACAGGAUGGAGUGGAACGCGAGUUCGCCUGGAGCCUCCGCAGAAGUGGAUGGGAGGUGACGACUCCGAUUCUGACUCUGACUCCAACGGAGAGGAGGACGAUCGAUUCUCCAAUACUUGUGGAAACGUGGUGCAACCCUCUACCUGGCACGUUGCGACUAUUUGUGUCGACCUGGAGAAGCGACAGGAAAUGCAGAUCAUUUUGGAUGGUGAACAGCAUUUGGUGGCCAGAGAUCCAAACCUUUUUGCUCCUGAAGGCCUCUUCAGCAUCGAUCCAGUGGAGGGCCUUGUCCUUUUCGGACGCCGCCGGGCUGGAAAGAUUGCUGAGCGAGAGUGGAGGCUAGGUGGUCACCUCAGGCAGAUGCGGAUGGAAUCGAAGUUCCUGUCGAUUUCAGAGGCUUGGGGCCAACAGCUUCCAAAGGGUGUAUGGGGUUGCCGUACAUGUGGCUCCAGAAGUGCUGCAGACGUUCGAAUCUGUUGGAGCUGCCACACUGCACGGCAAAAGAGUGCAUCCAGGCCUCCGAACGAUGCAGACCCACGACACGAUGGUCUGACAGUGUUGGUGGCUGAUUCCUUCAAAGACCUUGUCCUGGAAAGCAAGGUGCACGUGUUCGUGCUACUUUAUGCACCCUGGUGUGAAGCAUGUCAGGAGGUGAAACCUCACUGGAGGAAGCUGGCCAAGAUGCUGAAGGGGUCAAGCAACAUCCACAUCGCCAUGAUGGACUCAGACGAAAACGAUGCGCCAAGCCGCUUCUUCCCAGAAUCCUUCAUUCCAAAUGUCAAGCUCUUCCUGGCAGGCAAAAAGGGCAAGCCGCUUGCCUGCAACUCGCGGGAAAGAACCUUUGAGUCCUACGUGAAGUUUUUGGAAGAACACACCAAUGUCAGCCUUGAAUCAGCCGCUGAAGUCUCUUGGCAAAAGUGCUUUUAG
Messenger RNA from Cladocopium goreaui, 17955 nucleotides. Lineage: Eukaryota; Dinophyceae; Suessiales; Symbiodiniaceae. The record is from the annotation of a GenBank genome assembly.